Messenger RNA from Fimicolochytrium jonesii, 1509 nucleotides. RefSeq lists its product as uncharacterized. The coding region runs from base 149 to 1276 and encodes 375 amino acids. The transcript has 6 exons. Lineage: Eukaryota; Fungi; Chytridiomycota; Chytridiomycetes; Spizellomycetales; Powellomycetaceae. The record is from RefSeq and is a predicted model, not a curated record.
ACGAAGCACUUCUAGGGGACGAAGCGCAUCCGCAGCCCCAAGCUCGACUGACGAUCUCGUUGGAACUCCCGAGACGCCCGCCGAAACGCCUGAGGAGACCGACGACCUCGAAAACACUCCUCAGAUACAAGACGAGGUGUCCCACGAGAUGGAGACUGAAGUCCGGCCGGCGAAGAACCAGCGUAAGACUACUGCUGCAGUUCCAGGAUCCCAGGAGAUGGAGACGGAAGUCCGGCCGGUGAGGAACCAGCGUAAAAAUACUGCUGCAGUCCCGGAACCCAGCUCAGAAGACGAGGUGACCGACCGGCCGCCGAGGAACCAGCGCAAGACUGCUGCUGCUGCAGUCCCGGAAACCAGGCCGCUGGUGGCAGCGGCUCCUCCUAUCCGAACUCGGUCGCUUAGCCGAAGGGAGGAACGGAGUGUGACUUCUGAGGAGUAUCGUAAGAUCAGAGACCUGUACGAAGAGUUGCAAAAGUCCUACCAAACGCUCUACGAUGUGGGCGUCCAGGAGGGUAUCACCCGUUUCAACGAGUAUAAGCGCACCGCCGAGGAAAAGUUCCAGGCCUACGAGACAUGGAACACGAAACUCCAAGAACAAGUCGACACCCUCUCCGAAUCUGCCCAAACGGACGCCGUGGCCCACAAGGGUAGGGAGAAGGAGCUUAUGGGUGAGGUAAAGUCGCUCAAGGAGAAGAUACCAGCUUUAAUCCAAACCCACGAACAAACCAAAUCCCACCUCAUCACCACGCACGCCCAACAACGCAAACAAGACCUCGCCACCAUCCAUCGCCUCCAGCAGCACGACCGGUACCUCGUCACCGUCGAGCGCAUGGUGCGCAUGUACGAGAACCUCACGGGCCUGACCAUCCAGGCCGUCGAGGAGGGGAAGAGGCUGUGGAGUGUGGAUGAGGAGGCGUUUGUGCUUGGGGAGCAACGCGAGGAUGACGAGGAGGUGGAGGCGGUCGAGGUGCCGGUUGUGGUGUUUAGGUGUAGGCAGAAGGGGAGGAAUGCUGCCAUCGACUACACCCUAACGAUCCCCGACCAACCCAGCACCCUCCCGCCAAGCCCUAAAAAGGCCCAUCCCCAACCGAAAGCGAUGGUCUACGACCCCGUCGUGCGUCCAUCAGCACCUCAACAGCAACUUCCAGAUUUUUUGAUGCAGCCGUUGGGCUUUGAGCAGGAGGCUUGUGGGUUCUUGUUUUACAAGAUUAUGGAUUGUUUGAAUUGUGAGGGGGAUGAGAGUGGGGAGGAGGAAUUGGAAGGCGAGAGUGAUUGAGCCUGCUCCUUGGUUGCAGUGAUGGGUUCCGUGGAGGAGGUGUUGAUGGAAUCCCCAGCUGGGGAGGGAUGCGACCCGUGGUUUUGACCGGACGUGGAUCGGGCGGGGUACGGAAGCUGAGCAAGAUGGAGGGCUGGGGUGUACGAUAUGGAAGAAGUGUGAGAGAUAGACCUGGGUAUUGAAUAAUGAAUGUACAUGAGGAAUACACGUCGAGAGUUGCAUAGUGCUCCGAG